Lymnaea stagnalis (great pond snail) is the source of this 9094-nucleotide messenger RNA. Lineage: Eukaryota; Metazoa; Mollusca; Gastropoda; Lymnaeidae. The record is from the annotation of a GenBank genome assembly.
UGGAGCUAUACUUUUCAUUAUAGAUUUCGAAUUUUAUCCACUGAUAAUGCUGGAGACUGAGCGUCCAUCAUAUCCGUUUGCAAGUGCGUUGGAGCUAGGGGGCGCUCCCAAUGUGUGCAAUAGUGUGUCAGUCAAUGUGUAUCAAGCAGUAAGGUAGCAUGCUCUAUUUUUAGAUAGAAAACAAAGAACACAUGUUUUAGUAAAAACGUGGUUUUUAAAAUUAACGCUAUUUGUUAUUUUCCAUGUAAAUGUAGGCUAAUUACCGGCAAAUAGUUACUAAUACUAAUCAGUAUAUUUUCUUGGUCAUCAAUCUAACUGACAUCUCCCAUAAAGUUUGACAGGACAAUAGUAAUAUUAAUAGAUUUUUUUUAGUUAGUUACUACAAAGAGAAAAUCACUUACUUAAAACUAAAAAUAAUAUUUAAUUAUAGUCUGCUACUUUAAAACUUAAUAUUGCAACUUUAUAGUUAAAACAUAGAAGUCAAUUCAAUAAAGUACUGUAAACUGUCCUUAAAAUGUUAAAAGACCGCACAGGCCUACAAAAAGUUAUUAAAUUUUUUCAAGUCAAAGUCAAAAGGCUGCUAUUAUUAAUUUUACUAGACUACACCUUGAGUCUUUUUUAAUUUAGUCAUAGUCACUUUUUUCUUAGUCUUAGUGAUUUUAGUCUUACGUUUAGUCUUACCAUUCUUAGUCUUCUUAGUAUCUUGGCAGGCAUCUUAAUCUUGGACUUGCCCUUGUGAAUAUAACCAACCUCCUUUAUUGUAAAUUGUAAUAUUGCUAAGGGCCACAUUUUAAUAACACCACUAACAGAAAGACAGGUCCUGUACUGUAUAAAAUAUAAAUAAUAAAAAAUAGCAGUAACACUCGAAAAGAGAGAGCAAGGCACAACUUUUUAAUUUAAUUAAAUUGGUGCCAAAAGAAAGGAAUGGAUAGCAAAGUUAAUUUAAAAUUGUUAUGUUUCAUUUGGCUUUGGAGCAUGAAUAAGGGCCAUCAAUAAAUGAUGCCAAGCUUCUUUUGAUUUUGCCUCCAUCUUCCCAAAAUUGUAAAACUAAAACAUAUUCCACAUUUAGCAUUGACACAAAUUCAUGACCACCCCCUCCCCUUUUUUCCCCCCUUUUAAAGAUGCAUGACAUCAUUUAUGGAUGCCCCCCUAAUUAACAAGUACUUCAAAAUUAAUUUCACCUGAAUAAAAAUCAUGCUUAACUAAUAAUAAUUUGUUUUCCAAUCAUCAGAAAUCAAACUAAUGGCUACUAAAAAACUAACUUUUAAAAAAAUGUUAAUAAUAAACAUCAUCAAUUUUAUUUCCAUUUCAGAUAAAGCGGACAUACUCUUCUAUGAAUACUCUACAUGUAGUUUGUUCACAAUGGACUCCACAGAAUUUACCUAUGAGGAUAUUAACGAACCAUAUUAUUUUGAGUCUGAUCAUGUUGCACUCAAGGAUAAUGCUGAUUAUAGAAACAUGCUUCAUACUAUAGCUAUAUUAGAAGCUCAAAGACAACAGGCAGCACAAGAUAUUGAAACUCUUUACAGGGCUCAAGAUGAGGCUUUGGCAGAUCCUUUGGCAUUUGUACAAAAGCUGCAAAGUGGCAAAGAUUUAGGAUUGCCAAAGUUGCAAAAGAUUUCCCCUCUCCCAGAUAUUCAGUGGGAUAAAUAUACAACUAGUGCCAGUUUUUCUUCAUUUGGUGUAGCUCGUCACAUGACCAGAAAUAAAAAAAGUGCUCCAGAGAAUGGAGUAGGUAAAACAUUUUUUAACAGAAAAUUUGUUUUUUAGUCUCUGUUGCUUCUUGGUAUGAAUUAACUUUAAAAAAAUAAUAACAUGCUUCUUUAUCCUAAAAUGUAUUUAUUUUCAGUCCCAAUUCCUAAGAUAUAUAAUAUUAUUUGUGAAAGAAGAAAAGUAAAAUUAAUUACUAAUUGUUGUGUUUUUUAUGUUACAAAUAUGUUUGGUAACAAGGUAUCUCUGCAGCUUCAAAGCAUUUUUUGAUGACCUUAUUGAAAUAUGGCUCAUACAUUGAUCAAAUGCCCACCAGGCCCAGGGCGAACACCUUAAAGUGGGCCCACUUCCACACUUAAAGAUAUCAUUAAUAUAAUGCUAUACAGAACCCCCAAUGGUGCCACCCAGGGUGUUCGCCCCCCUCCACAUACCCUCUAGGUUAGCCUCUGGACUCAUACAAAUUAAAACUUGUAAAGGUGCUUGGUGAACAAUAGAAACUGGAUGUCUGAUUGUCCAAGAUGAAAAUAAUGGAAAAGUCAAUAAUUCAUUCUCCUUUAUUUGUGUGUAAACAUUUAAUAGAACUGCCUUAAGUUAUAGAUUUUGUAUGUAUUAUUAAAAUUAAUGUAUAAUUUUUAAACAUUUUAUUCCCUUUUUUUUUUUCUUCUGAGUGGAGUGGAUUAUAUGGUCUUUCUUUUCUAGAGGAGUCAGUGUGUCUAAGGCCAUAAACUUCCCAUAUCUCCCAGCCCUUUAUAAUUUUGUGUGUAGGGUGCAUAGGGGGACAGGACAGAUGGCAUGUUUAAAAAAAACUAUUCCUACAUGUGAAGCUUUAAUGUCAAGUGCUGCCUUAAUUUACAUAUUCGGGUGUUCUUUUGAUACAGUCAAAAAGUUUUCUCAUUUAUAUCUCCUUUUUGAAAAAUUGCUGAAGUUGGUUCUGGUUCAUUUUGAUUGUGCCGCUUUAAUUUUUCUUAGGUGAAUGCAGGGUUAGACAAAACUAAAAAUAAUUCAGGAACCAACCCUGUUUUGUCAGCAGUCAGUACAAUAUUUUGAAAAUAUUUUGUAUACCGGUACUUAAUUUGAAUGUUCUAGCACUGGGUAGAAAAUUUCAUGCUCCAUGUUGACUCUGAACCCUGUAUUUGUCUACCUCUGGAUGGGAGCAUUUGCUGUUUGCUUAACUGGGUGUCAUUUUAUCAUUUUUUAAACAAUCUUUAUGGACUCUUUAACCACUUGUAGUAUCUAAAAUGUGUAAAUUUCCUCAGAAAAUAUAUAGAAAUAGGUAUCAAUUACUCUAAGCAAAAUUGCAAAUAAAGAAUUUUUUAGGAGUUGUUUAACUAUAAGAUCACAAAUGAUGUAAAAUAUUUUGAUAAGAUGCUUUUUAAAGCCAUGCGGACGUAUGAAAUUGAUGAUUGGUUUCCCAUUUACUGAUUAAAAUUACUGUUUGUUUUUAGCGGAACACAUGCAGAGUUUAAAAUCAAAGCUUAUUCAAGGCCUAAAUCCAUCAGCCUCAUCUUCCACUAACAAUGCAGACCCCUCAGGGUCAGAUAGUGAAGUUGUGGUUGUGAGGGGUAGACCUCGGGACAAUACUAAGCCAGCUACUUUCAAUCAGUUGUGGACUGAAGAGGAGCAGCAAAGGUAUCUAUAAUAAUACUGUUGAAAUCCUUUUUAAGCUUAUAUUUAUUGAGUUUUAUUUGUAAAAUUUUUGUAUUUCAUUGUGGAAUAUGUAAUGAUGAUGUCACAUAAUAUAGUAAAAUCUUUCGGUUUUAAAGAAAUGUCAAAUGUUUAAAGUUGUUUUUUUCAACAUUUCCUUAUAUAUGCAAAACUAUUUCUCACUUAAUAUAUCUACAGACUUGAAAAUUUGUUGAGAGAGUACCCACCAGAAGAGGUUGAAUCUCGACGUUGGGCUAAAAUAGCAAAUGCACUUGGGAACAGAACUCCUAUUCAAGUAUGUCAUUUUUAGAAAUGAUAGUUCUUUAAUAAUACUUUCAAUGUCGCACAGUAAUGGAGGUGAACAUCAGAACUGCAAAAGCAGCAGCAGCUUUGGCUAAAUUGAAUAAGUGGGUGUGGAAUAAUUAUAAACUAACUGAAACAUGAAAGCUUAGUAUCCUUCAGGGAUGUGUGCCACAUAUGCCAGUAAUGAGUAGAAACUCAACAGCUUCUACCAAAGAUGUCUGCGUCACAUUUUUUAAAAUACGUUGGCAGGACAAGUGACUAAUCCAGAGGUUUUCAAACUUGCAAAAAUGUGUAGCAUGUUCUCCGCUCCUCGCAAGAGGCGUCAUCACUGGUUAGGAUAUGUAAUGAAAAUGGAGGAAGGAUGUAUUCCAAAAGAUCUGCUGUAUGGAGAUUUAACAGAAGGGGGCAACACUUACUGAAUGGCCAUGGCUGCAAUUUAAGGACAUUUGCAAAAGGAACAUGAGGGAAGCUGGCAUAGAAAUCAUUGAAUGGGAGUUCAUUGCUGAGCACCGUACCAGCUGGCAAACAGCUGUGUAUCAGCUGUGUAUGAAAGAGUCAAACAGGCAGAAGAUGCACAAAACAAAGCCCUUGUAACAAAUACAGCAUUACAAAAGGCCAAAUUUAACCAGGAGCCAAGGUUCUCCUGCUAUAAGUGCGACUGAAGACGCCAUUCCAGGAUCUGCCUUGUAAGCAACUUGAUAAGUGUUAAUAGCUACUCCAUCGUCUCGUGAAGACGGAAGGAUGCCAUAUACUAUAGUAUUAUUCUUAAAGAUUUAUCAUGAUUAUACUACACCAAGAGUAUACAACUUUUUGCAAUAACUGCUGUAAGAAAUGAAGGAUUCUGCUAUUAGCUUUAACAUUGUAUGAUGUAUUAAAAUGUAUUUCCUUGCUCUUAAAAAUCAGUUUUCUUUACCUUAUGUAUUGUAGCACUACUAAUAGCAACAUAUACCAUUUAAAAGGAUAUUCUUUUGUUAUUAUUUUUUUCUCCCUCAAUAAUAAACAUCAAGAUUAUUCAAGGUAUUCUCUUUACCUUCUUCUUUUUCUAACAUUCUUUGAGUUUUCAACUAAAGAGACUUUUUUAUAUGCAUGUCUUCAUUAUCUUUUCUGAAUGUUGCACAAUAACAUUUCAUAAUUUAUUUGAUUGAAACUUUUAAUCAUACAUUUAAUAAAAUUUAAGAAUUAAUCAUUUUAUUACAGGUUGCUAGCAGAGUACAAAAAUAUUUUGUGAGGUUAGCUAAGGAAGGGUUACCUGUUCCUGGCAGAAUGCCAAAUCUCACAGCAUACAGUAAAAAGGUAAAUUUAAAGCUUAGAUCAGUAACAAGAUACAUACAAUUUGAAUGUUUGUUUUAUUUCUUUUAUCCUAAUGGUGCUAUUUAUUUAAUUGAUUUAUCCAUCUUUAAAGAUCAACCUUUUCUGCAAUGCUUUCUGAAUAACCCUGAUUUUACUUUUAUAUAUUCUCUAAAAGAGCUCACAUAGACAUCAUCGCUAUAACCGUAUGUAUUACUCAAACUCAACUCUCAUGCAAGCUCAUAUACCACCUGUAUGGAUGAAAGAAGAUGGAGAAGACCCUGGUCCUUCAAUUCAAGGUUUUUCAGGAUUAUGGACCAACUCAGGUGAAAAUACAAUCACGUCAGGAAAUAACAGCCAAAAAGAUGAUUCUUCCGUGAGUAUUUGCACAAUUGCUUCUUUUUUUUUUUUAUAAAGACAAAAUUAUUUUGAAAGUUAAUUUUGGAUGUGUGAACUGUUCUUGUUAAAGUCGAAGCGCUAAAAAUCAUUUGCAGUCGCAGGUCUAAGUAAAAAAAAAAAAACUUUAAUACCUGUACCACAGAAGUUUGAAGACAGUCAACAUAGAAUGGGACUAAAAUUGUUUUACAUGCAGAAAUAUUCUCAGUCUUACCAGUUAAGCUACACAGUUGGGGAAUCCCAAGUUCGGAAAGUUAAAAAAAGUUGUUUAGAUACGAUAAACUUUCAGAACAACAAUUGGGUGUUCUCCAAGGAAUAUUACCUUGAAUCUUUUGGGCAACUCACCAAACAUUUGUAAGUUGAGUGAAAUUGAGGCCAGUUCGUCAAGUUAUGUUUAGCUAGCUAUGGUUUUAGUUUUUAAAAGCUUUUAUUUUCUGUAUUUCAUGUGAUAGGGUAGUUACUACUGUUAAUUUAGCAUUAAAAAAUCAUGAAACUACUGCUGUAUGGAGAGUUGGCAGAAGAAGCAAGACUUAUUGGAAGACUAUGGCUGCAAUUUCAGGACCUUUGCAAAAGGAGCUUGAGGGAAGCCAACAUAGAAAUCAAUAAAUGAUAUCAUUCCUGCUGGCAAAUAUCGAUGUAUGAAGGAGAAUAAAAGGCAGAAGAUGUGCGAAAUGAAGCCCUUGCAACAUAAAGAGCAUUACGUAAUGCCAAAUUUAACCAGGAGUCAAGAUUCUCCUGCAAUUAGUGCCAUUUCAGGAUCGGCUUUGUAAGCCAUUUAAUGAAGAGUCAACAGCUACUCCAUUGUCCUGUGAAGGAUGCCAUAUAUAUAAAUUUAUGUGGCUGUUUUUUCUUUGUUUAAUUUAUGCUAUGGUACUAUUUAUAUAGCAUCCACAAUUUAUAUAUAUGUGUGUGUGUGCGGGCAUGUGUGUGUUAAUUUCCAAACCUGUUCUGGGACAUUUUAAAGAGUUUUAGAAUGAAUGCUUUGCUGGGAUGUUUUCAUGCUCAGGUUUUACCUGGAGUUUACAUAGCUGACCUCACACUGUAAAAAUUUUCAACACAGCUCAUUUAGAAAAUGUCCACCUUAUAAAAUAUAUGUAAAUUUAUUUUAAAUUAAAUUAAAAUCUAUGUAAAUAUACAUUUCUGUAUCAAGUUUAAGACUUAUAAAAUAGAAACUGUUGAGCUAAAUAAUUACAUUUUUUUUGCCAAUAUGUGAAGCACACACACACAAAAUUGAAAAAAACUUAUUUAUCAAUUUUCAGAAAAGUUUUCAUAACUAUUGAUGUAUAAAUGCUUGACUAUUUUGAAUCCAUUGUAUUAUAAAGUGGGGUUUAUUCUUUUUUGUAAACUAAAAAUGUUGGCUUUAGUACCGGUAGAUAUGUUUAUUAAACUGACAAAAAUGUGUAUUGAUAAAGUUUGUUAUAUUUUUGUAAACAGGAUGAUGAUAUCUACCCUGAGGAAAUUUUAAACAGUGCAGAAUAUAAAGAGCUACAGAGACUUAAACGGCUGAGGAAUGAAAAGUUGGCCCAGAACCAUUCAACAGUUACAAGGCACAUUGGAUAUAAAGUGAAUAUGUUUUUUGUCUAAUCGUACUUCACAUUUUAUAGCCAUACAGUAUAUACAGUAAAAAGACCCUUCUAUUAACAUGACUUUUUUUCCUCUGGUACGUUGAAACAAGCUUAUAAGAUGGUUUGCUCAAUAACUUUGUCUUGAUGAUCAAUUUUGAUUUCACCAUGUAAAUUGAAAUACAGGAAUCUGUAUGAAUUAUUUAUAAUUUCUUAUAAGUUGCUAUCAAAAUCAUCAUCUGACAUUUUCGACAAAUUACUAUUGAUUUUUGUAAUUAAAAAAACACUAAAAAUUUGACAAAAAAUUCCAACUUUAAACAAACUAUUUUCAUUUAAAAGUUUUGAUUUAACCAUUUUGGAGGAAUGUAAACAUUUUAGAAUGCACAGUGAUUUAAGGGGAAAUUAUUCAUGAAUUUUUCUUUUUGCCAUUAUAGUAUCUUACACUUACAGUCGCCUAUCAGCUUUCUGUGGAUAUAAAGAUUAAAAUGGUUAUCAUCUAACAUUGUGAUGUGAUAUUAAGUGUAGGCAAAUAAUACUUUACACAUCAUAGCCUGCAGGAAAAUUUUUGUUAUCUUCGUUGCUUAAGCUAAUGUGAUGAUUUGAUUUAAUUCUUUCAUUUUGAAAUGUGACUUUUAUAUUUGUAUAUUAAAAGUAAAAACAUUUUAUGUUCCCACUUUCAGUGUGAUAACUGUGGCUGUGAACCUAUAAUAGGAACCAGGUGGCAUUGCAUAGAUUGUGAAUCAGAGUUUUCCUUUGAUUUUUGUGAUGAUUGCAGUGAUGCGUAAGUUAUUCAUAUAGUGGUGCUUCAAUAAUGUUUGAAUAUAAUUAAGAUUGGCUUAUCAUAUUGAAUUUUUUUACAUUCAAAUUCUAACAGACAACUUGUUAUAGUAUACUAUAUACUUAUUCUAUCUGGUCAGAAAGAUAAACAUAAAUGCCAUUAAAAUUUAAUAAAGCUGAAUAUUACAUACCCGAAAAUACCUGGAACCAGCAAAUUAACCAGGUCCAGGUGUUUUAAAAAAAACAUAAGCACUUUUUUUAAAGAUCAAAAUUUGGUACAUUUUUACCUGUGCCACAAAUUAAAUAGAAAACUCACAAAUGAUGCAAAACUAAAUCUAAGCGAAAGGAAACUGCUAAGUGUGAUUAUUUAUUUUAGCAGGCUGCAUAUCUUUGGUUAGGAUCAAACACUUCCUGUUUUAAAGUUAAAAUUUCCUUUCACAUUCUGACUGGAAAGCUCAAUUAAAUUUUUUAUAUGAAUUCUAAGUUUUUCCAUAGAAAUCAAUAAUAAUUAUUUACAUUCAUUUCUUAGCAAAGGAAUAGAAACGUAUGGCUCAGAUGGUAUCACCACGAUGAUGCUAUAAAUAUUUAUUAAAAUAAUAUAAUACAUGUCUGUGUAAGAAAAAUUUUUAACUACCAUCCAGCAGCUCCACUCCAUGUUUUAUUUUUGUUAUGUUUACAGGUUAGGGUUAUAUACUAUAAGUGUCAUUAAGCCUUCAUUGUCAUGCAUUCAUUUUUGAUGCUGGUUCCCAUGUAUGAAAUUUUCACUUUUCCCCAUUUGGUGGAACAUAUUUCUCACUCUAUUUGGUUGUAAUACCCAGACUUGCAUCCACCAGGUAUGGUCUCAAAAGUACCGAAUAAAGAAACUGCACCUGUAGUAUUGUAGUGGUGCAAUUAAAUUAAUUUUGAUUGAUAAAUUAAUAUGCGCAUGAACUUGAUACCUUCCUAAAUCAUCAUAUUUUUUUAUUUACCUCAAUCUGUUUUGAUAACCUAAUUCUUUUUUCAACAGGUCUUUCCAACAGGGUAAACAUGAUUCCAGUCAUCGUUUGCAACCAUUUAAGCAGGCUGUAUUGGAUUCAGACUAUAUGAGUUACUCAAAAUCCGAUUACAAUUAUCUUGAUCCCAAUUACAUGCCUGCAAACUGAAAUAAAAAUGUAUAUUUUAAUGAAAUAUCGGUAAAUGACUUUUUUUUCCCUUCCCCAAUUUGUGUGUAUCCAUAGUAAUGGUAUUUUGACAUUUAAUAACAGAUUGUAAAUAGCAUUAUAAGUUGUGUUUUAACCUAUCUUUAAAAUUGUUAUACUUGAUAUGAUAGCACAAACAUAUCUUUUAUUAUUAGCUUUGACAAUUUGUUCGUAAAAAUUAUUCUUACCGGUAUCUUGUAAGUCCAAAAGAAAAUUUCAUAUUUUGAAAAUUUUUAU